CCGGGCCGGGGGGGCGGGGUGGGGGGCGCGGGCGGGAUCCGGCGCGGCGGGGAAGCCUCGCUGGCGCCUGGGCCGGGCCGGGACGCGGCGGCCGCGCGGCUCCUCGGCCGGCCGAGUCGCUCCGCUGACCACGACGGUCUGGAGCGCCGCGUCCACCAGACGGAAGGUUCCGGUGCUGUGCUCGGAAAGCUGCGCCUCGCCCGCCGAGAAUCGACCCUCCGCUCUCCGACGGCAUGGGGGGCAUCUAGGCGUCGCGCCUGGGCACCUGGAGACCCCCGGGCAGCGAGCCAGCGCCUGCCCGACAUGGACUUCCUGGAGCUGAAGGCCGGGGCGCCGCCGGCUGAGAGGAAGUGGGUGCGAUGAGUGGCCGGCUCCCCGCGGCAGCUUCUCCCCGGCCGUGACCCCGGCUCUGGGGGCCCCGGCCACCCGCUGCCCGGGCCAGCCCCGCCCGCAUCCCCGCAGCCCGCGGCAUGAGCGGCCCGAGGGAGGAAGCCGCGCCUCCCGCCACCGUCCUGGGGGCUCCGCCGAGUCUCUGAGUCCCCGGAUUUGAAGCGACGCCCCCCCGCCCCCGCCAGCCCCGGCAGGACCCCGCCAGCUGUCUACGGAGCGAGCACCCCGGCGGGCAGAUGUCUGCCAACAGCUCCCCGCCCCCCGCACCCAGGACGCAGCCGCCCGCCGUGCCCCCCACGCCCUCCCCGACGUCCAGCCCCAAGACGGGACUCGCCGCCCGGCCGUCCAAUGGUGGCAGCUUCGGGGCCGCAUCGCUCACCAACUCCCGCGGCUCCGUGCACACCGUGUCCUUCCUGCUGCAGAUCGGCCUGACGCGAGAGAGCGUGGCCCUGGACGCCCAGGAGCUGUCGCUGUCCGCCGUCAAGGACCUCGUGUGCUCCAUCGUGUACCAGAAGUUUCCAGAGUGUGGAUUCUUCGGCAUGUACGACAAAAUCCUCCUCUUCCGCCACGACAUGAACUCAGAGAACAUCCUGCAGCUCCUCACCUCGGCCGACGAGAUACACGAGGGGGACCUGGUGGAGGUGGUGCUGUCAGCCUUGGCCACGGUCGAGGACUUCCAGAUCCGGCCGCACGCGCUGUACGUGCACUCGUACAAGGCGCCCGCCUUCUGCGACUACUGCGGCGAGAUGCUGUGGGGCCUGGUGCGCCAGGGGCUCAAGUGCGAAGGCUGUGGCUUGAACUACCAUAAACGAUGCGCCUUCAAGAUCCCCAAUAACUGCAGCGGCGUGAGGAAGCGGCGCCUGUCCAACGUGUCUCUGCCGGGCCCCGGCCUCUCGGUCCCCAGGACCCUGCAGACGGAGUGUGCGGCCCUGCCUGCGGAGGAGUCCCACGUCCACCAGGAGCCCAGCAAGAGGAUCCCUUCCUGGAGCGGGCGCCCCAUCUGGAUGGAGAAGAUGGUGCUGUGCAGGGUCAAGGUCCCGCACACCUUCGCCGUGCACUCCUACGCCCGGCCCACCGUCUGCCAGUACUGCAAGCGCCUGCUCAAGGGCCUCUUCCGCCAGGGCCUGCAGUGCAAAGAUUGUAAGUUCAACUGCCACAAGCGCUGUGCCGCGAAGGUGCCCCGGGACUGCCUGGGCGAGGUCACCUUCAAUGGGGAGCCCUCGAGCCUGGGCACGGACGCGGACAUGCCCAUGGACAUCGACAGCGGCGACCUGCACAGCGACGGCAGCCGCAGCCUGGACGACGUGGAGGAGCCUUCCCGCCCCGACGACAAGAUGUUCUUCCUGGACCCCUCCGACCUGGACGUGGAGAAGGACGACGAAGCCGUCAAGACCAUCAGCCCCUCGACGAGCAACAACAUCCCGCUGAUGCGGGUGGUGCAGUCCGUGAAGCACACGAAGAGGAAGAGCAGCACCAUGGUGAAGGAGGGCUGGAUGGUCCACCACACCAGCCGGGACGCCCUGAGGAAGAGGCACUACUGGAGGCUCGACUGCAAGUGCCUGACGCUCUUUCAGAACGAGUCGGGGUCCAAGUACUACAAGGAGAUCCCGCUGUCCGAGAUCCUGCGCAUCUCCGCGCCGCAAGACUUCUCGCACGUGCCCGCGGGCAGCAACCCGCACUGCUUCGAGAUCAUCACUGACACCAUGGUCUACUUCGCCGGCGAGGACAGCGGGGACAGCGCCCACAGCCCCGUCCUGGCGGCCGCCGGCGUGGGGCUGGAGGUGGCGCAGAGCUGGGAGAAGGCCAUCCGCCAGGCGCUCAUGCCCGUGACCCCGCAGGCCAGCGUGGGCACGGCCCCCGGCCCCGGGAAGGAUCACAAAGAUUUGUCCACCAGCAUCUCUGUGUCGAAUUGUCAGAUCCAGGAGAAUGUGGACAUCAGCUCCGUGUACCAGAUCUUUGCAGACGAGGUGCUGGGGUCCGGCCAGUUCGGCAUCGUGUAUGGGGGCAAGCACCGCAAGACCGGGAGGGACGUGGCGAUAAAAGUGAUCGACAAGAUGCGCUUCCCCACCAAGCAGGAGAGCCAGCUGCGCAACGAAGUGGCCAUCUUGCAGAAUUUGCACCACCCUGGGAUUGUAAACCUGGAAUGUAUGUUUGAAACCCCAGAGCGAGUGUUUGUAGUGAUGGAGAAGCUGCACGGGGACAUGUUGGAAAUGAUUCUGUCCAGCGAGAAAAGCCGCCUCCCGGAACGUAUUACCAAGUUCAUGGUGACGCAGAUCCUUGUUGCUCUGAGGAAUCUGCACUUUAAGAACAUCGUCCACUGUGACCUGAAGCCAGAGAAUGUGCUGCUGGCGUCGGCCGAGCCGUUCCCACAGGUGAAGCUGUGCGACUUCGGCUUCGCGCGCAUCAUCGGCGAGAAGUCCUUCCGGCGCUCCGUGGUGGGCACGCCCGCCUACCUGGCGCCCGAGGUGCUGCGCAGCAAGGGCUACAACCGCUCGCUGGACAUGUGGUCCGUGGGGGUGAUCGUCUACGUGAGCCUCAGCGGGACCUUCCCCUUCAACGAGGACGAGGACAUCAACGACCAGAUCCAGAACGCGGCCUUCAUGUACCCCCCGAACCCGUGGAGGGAGAUCUCGGGCGAAGCCAUCGACCUCAUCAACAACCUGCUCCAGGUGAAGAUGCGGAAGCGCUACAGCGUGGACAAGUCGCUCAGCCACCCCUGGCUGCAGGACUAUCAGACGUGGCUGGACCUGCGCGAGUUCGAGACGCGCAUCGGGGAGCGCUACAUCACGCACGAGAGCGACGACGCCCGCUGGGAGGUGCACGCCUGCACGCACAACCUGGCCUACCCGCAGCACUUCAUCAUGGCGCCCAACCCCGACGACAUGGACGAGGACCCCUAGGCCGGCCCUGCAGUUCCCGCGGGGGCCCAGCAGGGGGCGCACGGAGCAGGCGCGCCUGGAACCAGCUUCUCCCGAGUUGUCCUAAUCUAAGCAAUAACUGGUUUUUGUACUUUUUCCUAAUCCUCCACUUUAGUACAAUAGUGGCACUUAAUUUAUCUCCCCGUUCCUGUUUGUAGGCUAUUUUUUUUUUAAAGACAAAGUAGAGUCCAGUGACUGUGUGUGACCAGAGCCCACUGGAGUUGAGGCCGAUCCCCAUGGUUUGCGUGUAAAAUCCCGGGCACCACAUGUCCGGCUGACCCGAGGCUGCCUCGGGUCCUCCCCGACGCCGGGAGAGUGGGGCCCGGGCUAUUCCGUCACGUCUCACUGGCCCCUCCUGUGUGGGGGCGCACCCUGGCGGCUGGGUUGGGGUCCCCGAGGCGUGUGUAGACCUCCCAGCCCAGCGCCAGCUUGCAGGAGGUUCCCUGAGCCAAGCAAUGUGGGGGUCGUCAGAGCUGGUGAGGGUCGUCAGGCCAGUGCGGGCUGCCAUGCACGUGGCCCAGGGUGCAUCUUAGGGCGGGCAGGGCGGCCCAAGAGGCGGCGCCUGCCCCUCCACGGUUUUGGGGCUUUUAGGAACCACGUUUCCCCCUAGAGAGCCUGAGACUGGUCACGCACGAACAGAAUGAGCGAGCGCUCUCUGCAUCUCCAUUCCUCAGUGAGCACUGUAAAUCUUUUUAUACUUUUCAAUCUCCAAAAAGAGCAAGACACUUGCAGUCAGCAGACCUGGGUUGUCGGUGAGCCAAGCCAGCCCCGCAGAUGCCAGCCUCCAGCUCCCCCAAGGUCUGACUCAGAGGUUAACUGGAAUGAUGUCGUUCACUCGACUUGUGGAACCAGCCUCUCACUCAGCCGUGAAGCCCACUACCAAGUCCCUGGCAUCUCCGGGCAAGGCGCUGUCUGGGGGGCCGGGACUCGGCCGUCACUCUGGUGCCAGGCGGCCUAUAUAAUCUUUUUUUGUCUUGAAGUUGUGUUUGUAUAAGAACUAGUUGUUUGAGACAUUUUAUAAUGUACAAAAUAGUUUAUAAUGACACUGUUUAGUACAUUUUUAUAUUUUUUGUUACAUCCCACUUUUUGUAAAUAUCCUCAAAGAAACUUGAUAAUAAAAUGUAUUUCCAUAUUACCGUAGUUUUCCAUGUGAAAACUAUCUCUUGUUGAGGUAUCCAAAGAAAAUAUUAUUCGGUUGUAUUAUUUUCCCAGGCCUUAGUAAGAGAACUAUUUUGGAUAUAGUAAAUGUAAAUGAAAGUAAUACUAUAUUUAAGAACACUGAUUUCUUGAACUGCAUAAAAAUAAAACCACCUCAUUAUUAUAAUUUUA
Messenger RNA from Sorex araneus (European shrew), 4637 nucleotides. RefSeq names its product protein kinase D3 (gene PRKD3). The coding region runs from base 627 to 3290 and encodes 887 amino acids. Gene Ontology annotation, molecular function: ATP binding; protein serine/threonine kinase activity. Gene Ontology annotation, biological process: protein phosphorylation. The record is from RefSeq and is a predicted model, not a curated record. The transcript has 19 exons. NCBI's taxonomy places the organism in Eukaryota, Metazoa, Chordata, Mammalia, Eulipotyphla, Soricidae.